AUCAAAAGUAGUGUAAGAUCCAAUUUUCAAAAUGCGUCUUUUCUGGAGCUGUAUUUUAGUAUUUAGUGUUGUUUACGUUUUCCAAUACGUUUCUUGCAUAGACUAUAGUCCUAUUGUGACUAUACCUGAUGGUCAAGUAAGAGGUAUAGAAAAUCAAACCAUUGGUGAAAAUAAAACAUAUUAUGCCUAUAAAGGUAUACCAUAUGCACAGCCACCAGUAGGAGAUCUAAGAUUUGCAGCUCCAGUUAAAAAUGAUGCUUGGUCUGAUGUGCUGAACGCCACAGGACAAAAUGAUAAAUGCACUCAGAUGGACGCAGAUAUUGUGAUAAUAGCCACGGAAUCCAAUGUUAUUGGAUCAGAAGAUUGCCUGUAUAUUGACGUAUACACAACAGAUCUCAAUUCAAGUUUACCGGUAAUGGUUUGGUUCUACGGAGGUGCUUUCUCCACGGGUUCAUCAAAUUCCUCAGGACAACCCGAUUAUUUUCUUGAUAAUGAUGUUGUUUUUGUGUCGUUCAAUUAUAGGUUAGGAGUAUUUGGAUUUUUAAGUACCGAGGAUGAUGUCAUACCAGGAAAUUGGGGACUGAAAGAUCAAAUCUUAGCUUUAAAGUGGGUUAAGGAUAAUAUAGAAUAUUUUGGUGGAAAUCCAGAAAAUAUUACGAUAUUCGGUCAAAGUGCUGGAGCUGCAUCGGUAUCGUAUAUGAUUAACACAAACCAAACUGAAGGUUUAUUUACCAGAGCUAUUAUGGAAAGCGCUUCCAGUUUAUGUCUUUGGGCUCUAACACGGGACGCAGAAAGUAAAGCUUUUGACGUUGGCUCCCAAGUUGGGGUCAGUGCAAAUGAUUCUCAGACAUUAUUGGACUCAUUGCGAGAAAUAAAUUAUAAAAAAUUGAAAGUAGCUGAAAACACAGUGACAAUAGCGACGUAUGCACUUGGUGAUAUACUGGCAGGUUUACCUUUUGGACCGGUUGAGGAACCGGACUCUUCAGAAGCAGUUGUUACAGAUCGAAGUUAUGAAAUACUGGAAUCUGGAGAUUACAACAGUGUUUCUACACUUAUCGGGUUUAAUUCAAACGAAGCAGGAGGAUAUGCAAAAUAUGUUGCUAUAGCGGCAUUGAUUCUGCUCGAAUAUGAUCUUCAAUUAUCGAGAUUUGCACCAUACGAUUUAACAGAGAACGACGAUACGCGAACAGUGGUUGGAACUGAAAUUAGACUCCAUUAUUUUGGAAUAGGUCUUAUUAGUUUGCAGGCUACAAAUCUUAUUACAUUCGUCAAUGUCGACCAGUUUAUUAGACCGAUUCGAGAAACAGUGAAUUUAAUGUCUCAGUAUGGUGAUGUUUAUUAUUAUGAAUUUUCAUACGAAGGAGAGUUAGGAGAAUCUGACCGCGAUUACGCUGGUGUUGCUCACAGUGAAGAACUUAAUUAUCUAUUUUAUACUGGUGCAGAGGCAGAUGAUGACGAUGAACUAACACGACAAAGACUAGUAUCGUUAUGGACGAAUUUUGCUAAAACAGGAGAUCCACUAUCAUUCGACAAUUAUGGGGUACUUGAAAAUGUGACUUGGAUAGCAAAUACUGCAGAAACUAACGCAACUGAUACUGUCUACUACUUAAACAUCAACGACACACUAACUUUAGAAUCUAAUCCAUUUCAAAGUGAUUGGGAGUAUUACGGUGCUGUAUAUGAUACGUACGGUAAUGACUCUUAUUACACUACGUACUAAACUGUCAAUGCAAUAAAAAAUAUGAGAGAUAAAUAAAUAUAUUAAUAGUUCUCUUUUCGUUUAAA
This is a messenger RNA of Sitophilus oryzae (rice weevil), 1785 nucleotides long. Its product is annotated as venom carboxylesterase-6-like. Lineage: Eukaryota; Metazoa; Arthropoda; Insecta; Coleoptera; Curculionidae. The transcript has 11 exons. The record is from RefSeq and is a predicted model, not a curated record. Bases 32 to 1720 code for a protein of 562 amino acids.